AUGUUCCGCCAUCGGAAGAGUUCCCAAAAGCCCCCCGAGGAGUUCUACAACGAUUUCAAGCAAAACUUUCCCCAGCUCUGCUCAGAGAGCUCGUCCGCACUGGCGCAUGAUCCCCAAGAUCACAGUAGCCUAGCCGAUCCCGUCAUUGGCCAGACUCUCACCCAGAGGCCAAUAAUGGACAUGAAAGAUAAAAAGGAGCACGAUGCGAUUGUAAAGGUUUCCCCGGACCAAUGGGGCUUCACACCAUCCUUAAUGGACCCCAAUUCAUUCGCCUUUUCCACUUUUGCGAGCCAGCCAUCGGAAUACUAUGCAGCAACUCCCACAGCAAAUGGACUGCCCAAUUCAACCCACCCCGGCGACAUGCAAACCCCAAACAUGGCCGUGAAUCUGCUCACGCCACUUGGGAUCCCCCACUCGACUUCGGCCGACCCAACAAUGCCCCAUUCCGCCAUUGACCUGGGCCCGUUCCAACAUCCUUUUCUUGCGAACCAAGCACACGGAGUAGAUCCUUUUGGCCAUGUCCAGGGCUUUGCCCCAAGCACCUUUCUUCGCCGCGACCCAGACUAUACUGCGCUAACCCGAUCUCUCGAAGAACCCGCAUUCGGGAACCUCAGUUUGGGCAACGGGUCUCUUGGGCUGGUUCCGGGCCGUCUGACUGACUCUGCUGAUGGGUUGGACGGCCAUCACAACGACAACUUCCGAUUUCGGGUCACACUUCGCGCAUCGACUGCAAUGGUGAAAGAUCCAGAUGAAAUCCCGGUCACAUAUUUAAACAAAGGCCAGGCGUACACAGUCAAUGUGGUUGAUACUGCUCCCAUGGCGUCGGGUUCGCAACCACUGAGAUAUCGUACCUAUAUUCGCGUUUCCUUCGAGGAAGAAGAACAGCGCUCCAAGCCAGGCAACUGUUGGCAAUUAUGGAAAGAAGGUCGAGGAACAAACGAAGCACACCAACGUGAUGGCAAGCUUCUAGCGGUCGAACACGUCGAUCCUAAUCAAGGUGGAGUUGGAGACGGUCGACACCCGCGCGUUCAGUUGGAGAAGGCAAAUUUCGAUGGGUUUUCAGUCGUUUGGGUACCCAACAGAACCACGGGAAGCUCAGAGUGCGCUAUUUCGGUCCGGUUUAACUUUCUAUCUACAGACUUCAGUCAUUCCAAGGGUGUCAAGGGGAUUCCAGUAAGGCUGUGCGCGAAGACGGAAGUUGUCGCAACCAAUAGCCCGGAGCUUCCCCUUGGAAACACACCCGAAGUCUGCUACUGCAAAGUGAAAUUAUUCAGAGAUCAUGGAGCGGAAAGAAAACUGUCAAAUGAUGUUGCUCACGUCAAGAAAUUGAUGGAGAAAAUUAAACAACAAAUCACCCAAGCUGAGAUCGGUUCCGCGAAUUUUGAUAAGCGGAAAAGAAGCUGCUCUAUCAGUUCGAAGGGAAUGCCCAAGUCAAUGAAACUUGGGAAGCACAAGCGCCCUUGGUCGAUCGGAUCGCAAGAUGGAGUCAAAUCGACUCUCGAGGAAGAUUUGCAGCUCAAGUUGGCAAGCUUAAAUGAUAUGUUUUCGUCGACCCAGCCUAUCAGUAUCCUCAAUCUAAAAGGCGAUCCUCAAGACGAUCCAGAUUUAUUCCCAGUUCAGCUUGACACAACGAUUGAUGAGAACUUUUCAAACCACAUGAACUUCGAUUCUACGCACUCGAAUGACGGUGCAUCCACAUCGAAUGCCUUUUCUCCUUCUACUGGCUCAUCCCACCACUCUUUCGAUGUGAAGGGUACCAAUUUCAUGGACGGCUCGUACUCUGCGUCCAGACAUGGGUCGCUAGAUUGGUCAACUGCCUCGCAAAGUGGCGACACCACGAAGCACGGCCAGUACAUGAAUCAGCCGACCAGAAUUCCACGCAUCUCGGCGAAUGGCAACGAUUCAAACGACUGGAUUGAGGCGAUGGGAGUCGAUGGUUCAUAUCAGCCCCCGAAUGAGACUCCAAAAAAGCCCAAAUGUUGCUUUUAUGUACGAGCUCGCCAGAGCAUGGGACAGGAAGUUGAAGAUUACUACCAUGCUGUCUACCUCACCGAUCGCUCUGCUAGUGCGUUGGUGGAAACCGUUGCUAGAAAAUGUCGAUUCGACCCAGCACGGAUCGCGCGGGCCCUUGUUGUUCGUAACAAUGGGUUCCAUGUCGUCUUGGAUGAUGAUGUUGUGCGGGAAGUGCCUGAGGGUCAGGAUAUGACGGUGGAAUUUUCGGAACUGGAUGAAUCGGGGUCAAAUAUGGACCUCGACGAUCCAAAAUCUCCGACGACGGUGACCAAUAUCGAAAUGCGGUUCUUUUUGACUUGA
Messenger RNA from Uncinocarpus reesii 1704, 2313 nucleotides. RefSeq lists its product as uncharacterized. NCBI's taxonomy places the organism in Eukaryota, Fungi, Ascomycota, Eurotiomycetes, Onygenales, Onygenaceae. Gene Ontology annotation, biological process: regulation of transcription by RNA polymerase II. The transcript is spliced from 6 exons. Bases 1 to 2313 code for a protein of 770 amino acids. Gene Ontology annotation, molecular function: RNA polymerase II cis-regulatory region sequence-specific DNA binding; DNA-binding transcription activator activity, RNA polymerase II-specific. The record is from RefSeq and is a predicted model, not a curated record. Gene Ontology annotation, cellular component: nucleus.